AUGGUACGCUUAUGGCCGAAGGAUCGUUUAGCACUGAGCCCAGCGGAGUGCCUUCAGCUGCCGGACAUCGUGAUCCACGACCACGGCCCCGAUGUUCAACGUGCAGACCCCUCGGACCUUGCAGAUCGGGGCAGGGGCACCAAGCGCGCCAGUGCCGAGAGCUUGGAGGCAACCAGGCAAAGGCCGAGUGCAGCUCACACUGAGGCUUCUGAGGCUUCUGGUCAAGAGGAUUCCUUCGAGAAGAAAGCUGUGGCGCACCUGAGCGUAGCUCUGCGAGAGGAUGGAUCGGACGAGGCCGACACGUGCCUUCUGGCCGAGGAGCUCGCGGCGGCCUUUGUGCGAAGUUGGGGCCUCACCCCCGAGUCCGCGCAGCGCCUGCGGGCGCUCCUGGCGGCCUUGCGCUCCAAUGCAGACUUCCGCUCGGCCGUGCGGCAGCGGGCACAAGAAGCCGGCGCGGCGGUGCUCGCGAAGACUUUGGCCGCCGAGGACCCGCGAAGUUGGGCCGACGAGCAGCUGAAGGCGAAGCGCGCCGAGUGGCAGCGAGAGAGUCUCGCGGAAGCAGCACCGCAGCAGGCCGGUGUCCAGCGCCCGUGCCCUGAGUGUGGUGGCCGGGCGAUAUGUGAAACGGGGGCCAGCCAGAACUUCAAGAUAUCGAAGUCGUUUACUCACUACCGAUGUCUGGAGUUGAACUGUGGCAAGAUUUUGAGCCCGGCUGCCAACGGCGGAGCGGCUUGCAAUGACUCCCUGGCCAUGAUGGAGCCUUGUGCCGAGGAGCCGUGCGGCCACGAAGUCUGCAUCGACUGCCAGUGGGAGGCGUGGUCCGAGUGGGGCGCCUGCACGCAGUGCGGAAACCAACGCUUCAGACAUCGCAACAUCGCUCGGGUUCCCAACCACUGUGGCAAGCCAUGUGAUGCCAAGGCUGCAAAGGAGCUGGGUGAGUGCCAGAGCCAUUGCGACAAGAAGUACUACUGCGUGUGGUCAGAAUGGGAGGGCAUGGGAAGCUGCUCUCGGACCUGUGGGUCGGGCACUCGCAUGCGUCAGCGACAGCUCACAUUGGAGCCUGACAAGCCCUUUAAGGACCGCAUGUUCUUCGAGACGACCGUAGACAGCCCAAGUCUCCGAAUGACCAAAGCCACGGCCGCAGACCUGCGAGCUGCCGAGCUGCGAAGCCUGUAUGCCGGAGGAUUGCAUCUUCAACGAAUGGUCCGACUGGUCCGGACCUACGUGCACCCAGCUCUGCGAGCGGCACCGCACCGUGAGCCAGGAGAGCAGCUGUGGCGGCGAGUUGUGCCAGGGACCACUUAUGGAGACCAAGAGGCAGCGCCACAGGGCACUUUCCACCCUGUGUGGAACUUAGGUAGCGGAGAAGCUUUCCCGCCCAAGACUGUUGGAAGCUUCCUCGAAGUUAGCCAGGUCUUCCUGGAAAACUCGUCUUCGGACUCGGUGCAGGGUUUCAUGAGCUUUGCUUUGCGGAACACGCUGCCGGACGGGACCAGUCUCAGCUCCUGGACGGAUCAGGACGUUUUCCGGCACCGGAUGCUGCUGGCCUUUGCGCAGUGGACCAACUCCAAAGCGCGGCAGUUGGACGACCACGUGCCUUUACAGAACAAUUUGCCGAAUAUGCACUGCAGCACCUCCCUGAACAAUUACGUGAACCAAGAGCAGGGAGGAGUCGCCGAUGCUGCAAUCAGUGAGUUCAUCUACCACGUGGCGAUCCGAUUGUUGGGGCCGGAUGCCGCCUGCUUCGGGAAUGCCUUGGGAGGAUUCUUCGCCCACGGAGGAUUCUCCGCUCUGCGCGGGGAUAACACCAGCGGCGCCCUCUCUGAGUACCCGGCCCUGGUCCUGUCUGACAUGGUCAGGUACUUGGAAGAGAUCCAGGCCAAAGUCUUGAAGGUUGCACAGGAGCUGACACCGAGUGAACUUGCUGGAAGCCUUUUGAUGGAGUUCUGCCACUACUUCACGGUCAUCAUGACCUUCUCUCAGCAGAGCCAGAUGGUUCAAUUCCGGCUCCAGGCUCACGAGAACGUGGAUGAAGCUUUCCAAACCUCCGACUUCCGCAUCCAGCUCAUUGACUCCUGUGGAAGCCUGAUGAGCAUGCUCCAGCACAUCGAGCAAGUUUACAACAGCCGCAACGAGGGCCUCACAGUGGCCGUGGAUUUUGAGGGCGUGGACUUGUGUCGUACAGGUGAGCUAUGCCUCGUCCAGAUGACAUGCGAUGACGAUCCAACCCUAGUGUAUGUCCUAGACGUGCACGUCUUGGGUCAAAAGGCCUUCCACCUUGCCACGCCAACAGGGAUGUCCAUGAAGAACUUGCUGGAAGAUCACCAGAGAGUCACCAAGCUUUGGUUCGACCCUCGCAAUGAUGUGGAUGCUCUGUACCACCAGUUUGGAAUCACCCCGAGAAACGUCGUGGACCUGCAGCUCGCCGAGGUCGCAAUCCGCAGGAGUCAGGGCCACAUCGUCAAGUACGUGACCGGACUUCAGAAGUGCCUGCAGCAGUCGGACCAGCUGACCCAGGAGCAGGUGAGCUGUGCGGCGGACAUCGAUAAUCGGGCGAAGAGCUUGUUCGAGCCGAAGUUCGGUGGUCGAUAUGAGACCUUCCAAGAGCGGCCCUUGCGAGACGUUAUCCUGAUGUAUGCGGCCCAUGACUCCAGGUACAUGCUCCUCUUGUACCAGUGCUACAUGCAAAAGCUUCCACAGGACUGGUAUGGUCGAGUGCUGGCUGGAAGCAGUGAGCGGGCGAAGUGGUUUCAGCAUACCGACUACAGGCGUCCUGGCACUGAUACGCACCCCUGUCAUAGUGGAGCACGCGACUGCAUUCUGGGCCAGUGGAAUGCUUGGACAUCCUGUCAAGAUGGUCCUAUGAAGUUCCGCUACCGACGCAUCACGCAACAACCGGCCAACACGGGUCUGCCUUGCGUGGGAUCUCUGCGCGAGGUUGUCAGCUGCAUGGCCAGGGUGGACUGCGAGGUCUCCUCGUGGACGGAGUGGGAUCAGUGUGACAAAACUUGCGGCGGCGGUCAGCAGAUGCGCCACCGUCAGGUCACGAAGAAUCCGACAAAUGGCGGCAAGCCGUGCCCGAUGACCCUCAUCGAGACGCAAGGCUGUGCCUUAGCACCGUGCCGAAAGCGGGAUUGCACGGUCUAUGAAUGGAGCGAAUGGUCCGGCUGCAGUUCCUCCUGCGGCGUUGGUUACCGGACGCGGGAGCGGGACUUUAGUCAGCGGCCCUGCGAGGGCGGCCGUGGCUGUGAUCUAGAUCUCUCCAUGGUCGAGCCCUGCUAUUCGCCGGACUGCGACUGCACCGACUGCCUUUGGGACCACUGGACAGAGUGGACGAUCUGUGACAAGUCCUGCGACGGAGGGCAGACGAGCCGCUCCAGGAAGAUUUUGCAGAAGCCAAAGCCGGGAUGCAAGUCCUGCGAUGCGCUCCCUAGCUCGCAGGUGAAGCCUUGCAACACGCAGUCCUGCAGCCAUCAUGUUUGCAUCGACGGCCGGUGGGGCGACUGGAGCGAAUGGAGCGUUUGCUCAGCGACCUGCGAGGGCGGGGAGACGUGGAGGCAUCGACACAUCGCUGUCGAGGCGAACGACUGUGGCCUUCCUGCUACGGGCUAUGGCUCGGAAGCCAAGCUCUGCAAUCAGCACGUGCACUGCAUCCCCAGCGUCGACUGCGUGUUUUCCUCCUGGAGAUCCUGGAGUGAUUGUAGCGGCCAAUGUGAAGGCGUCCGUCAGCGCGAGCGGACGAUUGCGGUCCCGGGCAAGGGAGCUGGCCUCUACUGCGCCGGACCAAUGAAGCAGACGGCGCCCUGCCACAACGGGGGCGGUCUCUUGGACACAACGGAUCCGACCUGCUACAUUGACCUGACCCAUCUUCGGGGUCUUGCGGACCCAGGCAUGUCGCAGACGAUGCGUUUCCGCAGUGUGGCAGAGGUGACGCAAGCUGUGGCCAUGGACGACGAGUGUGCAGAUGGACACUGCGCCCUGAAUGCUCUGCAGCUGCAAGGCAACGCUGAGUCUGCCGACCAAGACUCCGAGCACAACGAAACCACCGCCGAGUUGGAUCCCGAAGGGGAUCAGCUCGGUGUGGUAAGCGCCUGGGGCGGAUGGGCCCAAGGUGGCGACAAGAUGUGGGGCCGUGGCCGAGGUGUCGAAGAUAUCAACGGCGGCAACGUGGGCUACUACAAUGCCGGCAUGGAUGCCGCGCAUGGGCGCUGUGGGGGCAGCGGCUGCGCACUGAUUGUGAACCCAAUGCACCAUCGCAGCAUCGAGCAGUUCCACAUUCACUUCGUUCACUACGGCGGUGGAUACGGCGCAAAUCUGAAGCAUCGCCUCGAGAAGAGGGUCUGCGGCAGCGGUGGCUGGCACGGUGGAGGUCUGCCAUGCCACGGCAAAGCCAUCUUCGUCAGUGGCUGGCCCCGUGUGUUCUCUGUGGCGAUGGGAGGAGGCGGCCUCACGCAUGCCAGCGUGAUUGCCUGGCCCGGCGCUUGCGGGGGAUCUGGUACCAUCAUCGAGCUGUUGCCAACGGCAAGCUGCCCGUUCCCGUCCGACAGCUGCCCCGGGAAGUGGGUCGAUUUGGAAGUGUCGCCCGGGUCCCCCUACCAGACCUGCAUUACCGACGACAAGAGCUAUGAGGGCAGUGGCUUCGGCGAGAUCAACGUCGCGGGAGGCUCGGCAGUGAUCUUCAAGUUCUCCUUGGUGGAUCCGGUGACCCAUGAGCUCGUGCACGCCCCGAAGCUCAUGCUGAAGUUCUAUGGCUUAACUGUGGGUGCCGCCAGUGAAGCAGGCAUGUCGAUCUUCGCCACCGGCUACGAGGACUACUUCUUGAGCCAGCAUUCCACGAUCGCCGUAGCCGCCGGCGAGGGUGGCGGAACCUUCGCGGCCGGCGAUGCUGGUCCCGAUUCCAUGAAGCUGCCUGAUUCGCCGACCACUGCCGACGACGACGACGAUAGCAGGGCGGUGUCGCUUCUCUUUAUCGAGGCGUCCUCGGUGGAAGUUCGACUGAAGGUCGAAGAGUCGGGAGGAGAGACCUGCCGGCGUUUCCUCUUCUCCAUGAAGGGCUGCUUUGGUACAGGCAGCUGCUGCGAGGUGGAUCCGUGCCACCUCUACAACAAGCCCGCGGUGGAUUGCAUCCUCUCUGACUGGAGCGAGUGGGGCGACUGCGACGCUGCGUGUGGCACCGGACAGCAGGUGAAGGAGCGGACGAUCAUUCAGCCGCCGUCGAAGGGCGGCUUUGGUUGCUCUGCAGCUCUGUCCAUCACACGGCAGUGCGCCAGCCAGCCCUGCCACGACGAGUGCAUUCCGACCGACUGCCUUUGGACUGACUGGAGCGAGUGGGGGGCUUGCAAUCAGUGUGGUGGCGAACGCCAGCGAGUCCGACAUAUCUCCCAGCAUCCCGCCUGUGGUGGGCAGGCUUGCCAUCACGGCAACGCCGUGGAAGUAGCAAAAUGCCCCCGGACGUGUACGGACAAGACGUACUGCCUCUGGACAAGCUGGUCUGAAUACGGCCCGUGCACGGCGACCUGCGGCGCAGGCCAGCAGUCCCGUACGAGGCGGCUGCAUCCGACCACCCAGGCACCCGGCAGCGAUGACGGUCUGGGUUCGGACUCUUACUCGGACGUCUCCGACGUCUCCGACCUUCCCGUAGACUUGGGGACCUACGAUGAUGGCGCUUCCUACGUGGACGGGUCGUCCUACUCUGAUGGAACUCCCUACGUCGCCGGCGUGUCCGACGCGGACGGCGUGUCCUACUCCGAUGGAGCGUCCGACUCUGCCCGGACAUCCUACCUGGAUGGAUCGACGAAGGAGAGCGCUGCAAGAUGA
This is a messenger RNA of Symbiodinium sp. CCMP2456, 5817 nucleotides long. The record is from the annotation of a GenBank genome assembly. NCBI's taxonomy places the organism in Eukaryota, Dinophyceae, Suessiales, Symbiodiniaceae.